Messenger RNA from Racocetra persica, 252 nucleotides. Lineage: Eukaryota; Fungi; Glomeromycota; Glomeromycetes; Diversisporales; Gigasporaceae. The record is from the annotation of a GenBank genome assembly.
AUGGGUAUUAAACAUAGAUCUAAACGACUUAUUGACAGAGAAAGUUCUGAAGUUGAUAACCCCUCAUUCAAAAUUAAUCAAACUACGGGUACCAAACAUGAUAGCCUGUCACUUAAAUUAAGUCAAAAUCAGUCUAUGGCUACUGAACAUGGAUUUAAACAGCCUACCAACAGAGAAAGAUUUGAAAAUUAUAGCCCGUCACUUGAAUUAAAUCAAAAUCAGUCUAUGGCUACCGAACAUAGAUUUAAAUGA